This is a messenger RNA of Aspergillus clavatus NRRL 1, 1164 nucleotides long. Its product is annotated as SWIRM domain-containing protein. The record is from RefSeq and is a predicted model, not a curated record. Gene Ontology annotation, molecular function: transcription coactivator activity; chromatin binding; protein binding. The transcript has a single exon. NCBI's taxonomy places the organism in Eukaryota, Fungi, Ascomycota, Eurotiomycetes, Eurotiales, Aspergillaceae. Gene Ontology annotation, cellular component: SAGA-type complex; nucleus. Gene Ontology annotation, biological process: regulation of transcription by RNA polymerase II; chromatin remodeling. Bases 1 to 1164 code for a protein of 387 amino acids.
AUGAAUCGGCUACCAUCUGUUUCCAAUCUCAUGUCCCCUCCUGAAUCUAAACCCAUGGAAAGCUUCAAUACCACUUUGUCAUCUCACUCGACAUCACAGGACUACACCUCGUUUGGCCAUGAGAUGAAACUCCCUCCGAUCUCCAACGAGCGGAAACGAACACAGUCGGAGAUGGACCUACCAUCGCCGCCUGUUACUCCAUAUACUGGAAGUAAGAAAAGGAAGUCGAAUACUCCAGAUGAAAUCGAACAAGACAUUGUGCUCGGUCCCUCUAGGGAUCCUGUUCUCUUUCCCCGUCUGGAGCCUCUGACGGACCUUGCCACUGACGAGCCAUUGUUCGGGCCUAUUCUUCCAGGGUCAGCAGAGGCUUUAGUGGAACACCAUAUCAAAUCUCAUAUGGCGAGAUUCGAUAACAAGUUGAACAAACCAACGCAUGACGAGUAUUUUCUGGCUCUUUCUUGCGUGCCCGUUGUGUCAGCUCAAUAUAACCGUAACCCAGCUGCAUGGGCCAAGGAGGAGCGCGAGACGCUAGAGCGACAAUUGCUAAUGAUGAACCGGUUCCAACCAAAAGCAUUAGAGGCCAAGUUGAAGCGAAUUGCGCCAGCCCCUGUUAAAAGAGUGAUUGUUACGCAACCUCACAUGCAGCGGGUGCCCCGACCCAAGCGUACUCCGAGGUCCACUUCGCACCAACAGCUGCUUGGAUCCUUUGAUUCACCUGUGACGACAAGUGCAAGGCCUUCAAGAGGCGCGGGUACAAAUCGGGAUGACACUGAUUAUAGUUCCAUCAAGGAUUUCUCGCCACCAUUAGAAACACUUGGUGGCAAUGCUAAGGGAUUGAAAGCAGACUGGAAAGGACAGAUGCUAGAUUUGAGCCAUGAUCCAGAUCGGCGUCUGUUGAGCCCAUCUGAGCUCAGUCUCGCUUCCACCUUGAGGCUUUCAUGCGCCACUUAUCUAUGCAGCAAGCGUCGCAUCUUCGAAGCUCGUGUGAGAGCAUUGAUCAUCGGCAAAGAAUUUCGCAAAACAGACGCCCAGCAAGCCUGCAAAAUCGACGUCAACAAGGCAAGCAAGCUUUGGACGGCAUUUGACCGUGUUGGUUGGUUUGGGCCUGAGCAUUUCCAACAAUAUCUGAAGUUACAUGAUUCAUCAAUUGCACCUAGCACCUAG